Guillardia theta CCMP2712 is the source of this 615-nucleotide messenger RNA. RefSeq lists its product as hypothetical. Gene Ontology annotation, molecular function: RNA binding. The record is from RefSeq and is a predicted model, not a curated record. The coding region runs from base 10 to 615 and encodes 201 amino acids. Gene Ontology annotation, cellular component: preribosome, large subunit precursor; nucleolus; nucleus. The transcript has 2 exons. Gene Ontology annotation, biological process: ribosomal large subunit biogenesis; ribosome assembly. NCBI's taxonomy places the organism in Eukaryota, Cryptophyceae, Pyrenomonadales, Geminigeraceae.
ACGUGCAGGAUGCGGGGGCUGACCGAAGAGGAGACGAAGAUCGUGUUUGAGAAGCUGUCGACUUACAUCGGAAGGAACAUAAAGCACCUCAUUGAUAGACCCGAUGAAGAAUACUGCUUCAGGCUGCAGAAAGAGAGAGUCUACUACCUCAGCGUUGCCCUAGCAAACAAGGCACAGCAUGCCGACAAGAAGCUCUUAGUUCACAUGGGCACUUGCUUCGGUAAAUUCACAAAAUCGAUGAAGUUUAGGCUGCACGUCACCGCUCUGGACUAUCUUGCACAGUUUGCGAAGUAUAAGGUAUGGGUCAAACCUUCAUCGGAACUUUCCUUCGUGUAUGGAAAUAACGUUCUCAAAGCUGGCCUGGGUAGAAUUACAGAAAACACUCCUCAGCAUCAAGGCGUUGUCGUCUACUCUAUGUCGGACAUUCCGCUAGGAUUUGGAGUUACUGCAAGGUCUACUCAAGAUUGUAGAAAGUUGCCUGCAACCGAUGUGGUUGUUUUUCACCAGGCUGAUGUCGGCGAGUAUCUCCGAGAAGAGGAAACCUUUGGCAAGAAACAUAAGAGGGACAACUCUCAGCCGGACAACAAGAGAAAUAAGAGGGUCAAGAGUGAAUGA